Eupeodes corollae is the source of this 1170-nucleotide messenger RNA. RefSeq lists its product as uncharacterized. Lineage: Eukaryota; Metazoa; Arthropoda; Insecta; Diptera; Syrphidae. Bases 220 to 762 code for a protein of 180 amino acids. The record is from RefSeq and is a predicted model, not a curated record. The transcript has 2 exons.
CGUCAGUUAUUUUUGACAAAUCGAUGAAUACGGUUUUUCGGCGGAGUUGUGUUUUGUCGCGGUCGCUCAAGGUUUAGUAAAACUUAAAAAAAUAUGUUUUUCUUUUGAAUUUUUAAAAACAAAAAUACCAAAGAAAAAUGUUAACCUAUAAAAAUCAAUAUUUUGUUUAAAGUGUUCAUAAUUAGAAAAACAAGUUAACUAUUCCGGCUACAUACAUAUAUGUAUAUUAAUUUUCAAACUACCUCGCUAAUGAUGGACACAAGGGAAACCAACAAAAUCUUCACCAUGGAAACAUCCUGUAAGAUCUCAUCAAAACCUCUUCUAAAAUGUUUCUGUGGCUGUGGAGAUCUUACAGAGGAUGAAGUCAAGCGGAUAUAUCGUCUAAGUACUCAGGAGACACUCAUCAAUCCGCAAGCCUCAAGAUUAUUGCGAAAACACAUGGAAUUAAAUCGAAGAGGUGACAAAUCAGUAGCCGAACAAAUGCUAGAUGUUUAUGAAAAGAGCGAAGAGUAUAUGAGAGACUUUCGACUUCUCACCGAAGACGAACUCGAAGAACUCGCUGAAUUAGGCCUCACAUAUUCUAUGGAAAAAGAACUCCUAGCGAAUAUCCAAACAGGAGAAAAGUCCAACAUCGAAAGGUGCAUUAGACGUAUACAAGGAGAAUGUCGCAACGAAAUCGAAGCCAGCCCCGAAUAUACCCUCUACAAAGAAGCCAUACUUAAAAAGCUAAAAAGUAUCGAUGUUAGCAGGCGAAAAUAUUAAAACUGAAACACUAAAAAUUAACAUAGUUUUAGUAUAACUAUUUUAUAAACUGUAUAGAAUUGUAAUAAUAUUGCUUUACAUCGAUAAAUUAUUAGAUUGCGCUUAUAUUCAUAAAUAAUAAUAUAUUUUCACAAAUUAUUACUUGUAACAUCACAAUGCGUUCCUUUUUUUAAGUGCUUAAUAAUAAAUCUACGUAUGUAAAUUCAGGGUUUAAUAGAAUAUGUUCCUUUGUCCUUUGUCACAAAGGUUUCGUGUACCUUAAUUUUUUUUUCUUUAUUUUGAUCGUCGUCGUUUCAAUGAAAUAUUUGCUGAAUUAAAUUAUGUUUGAAUUCUCUAUUGUGAUCUUCAUUUGUUUUUUUUUUUUAUUUGAAAAUGAAUAAAAUUCUAAAAUUUAAUUAAUAAAAAGAA